Seriola aureovittata is the source of this 2301-nucleotide messenger RNA. RefSeq names its product BTB/POZ domain-containing protein 1-like. Gene Ontology annotation, molecular function: protein binding. Gene Ontology annotation, cellular component: P-body; cytosol. The record is from RefSeq and is a predicted model, not a curated record. Gene Ontology annotation, biological process: neurogenesis. Lineage: Eukaryota; Metazoa; Chordata; Actinopteri; Carangiformes; Carangidae. The transcript has 8 exons. The coding region runs from base 173 to 1645 and encodes 490 amino acids.
GUCAUUUCUGGAGAGACGCAGGCUAGCAGGUAGCUGCUACCCAGGAGCGAUGGCGUCUGCGGCGAUGGAUACCACGUAAAUAAACAACAACACACACGGUACGGUCGGUGUAUGUUCGUGUGUCAUUAGCGGUACAUUGUGGAAGCAGAAUUAAGAAAAAUAGAAGAGUGUUAUGGCGACCGGGAGCGGCGGCAGCAUCGGCGGCGGCUUGGCGUCAAACCAUGACGGUCAGGAGGCAGCAUCCAAUUCGGCUCAGUCUGGAGCCGCAGCAGCGAUCUCCAGCGUGCCAGCCUCCGGUCCUGCACCGUCAGCCUCCCCGCCUGUCCUCGGCCUUCACCGGGAACCAAUGUACAACUGGCAGGCGACGAAGAGCUCCCUGAAGGAGCGCUUCGCCUUCCUCUUCAACAACGAACUGCUCAGCGACGUCAGGUUCAUAGUGGGGAAAGGCAGGCAGGCCCAGAGGAUACCAGCCCAUAAAUUCGUCCUGGCCGCUGGCAGUGCCGUUUUUGAUGCUAUGUUCAACGGAGGAAUGGCCACCACUUCGGCUGAAAUAGAGCUGCCUGAUGUGGAGCCGGCUGCCUUUCUCGCCCUGCUCAGGUUCCUGUAUUCUGACGAGAUCCACAUUGGUCCAGAGACUGUGAUGACGACUCUGUAUACGGCUAAGAAGUAUGCUGUCCCUGCUCUGGAAGGUCACUGUGUGGAGUUCCUCACCAAGCACCUCAGAGCCGACAAUGCAUUCAUGCUGCUUACUCAGGCGAGGUUAUUUGAUGAGCCUCAACUUGCCAGUCUCUGCUUAGACACCAUAGAUAAAAGCACUGCAGACGCAAUAAACGCAGAGGGCUUCACAGAUAUUGACCUCGACACCUUAUGUGCAGUGCUAGAAAGAGACACGCUCAGCAUCAGGGAGAACCGUCUGUUUGGGGCGGUGGUACGCUGGGCAGAGGCCGAGUGUUACAGACAACAGCUUCCCCUGACCUCAGAGAACAAGCAGAAGGUUCUGGGGAAAGCCCUCCCGCUCAUCCGCUUUCCACUCAUGACUGUUGAGGAGUUUGCUGCAGGGCCUGCCCAGUCUGGAAUAUUGUUCGAUCGGGAGGUGGUAAAUCUGUUUUUACACUUUACAGUAAACCCCAAACCACGGGUCGACUACAUUGACAGGCCCCGCUGCUGUCUCAGGGGGGAGGAGUGCAGCAUUAAUAGAUUCCAGCAGGUUGAGAGUCGAUGGGGGUACAGUGGUACCAGCGACAGAAUCAGAUUCAAUGUCAACAAAAGAAUAUCCAUAGUGGGUUUUGGCUUGUAUGGUUCAAUACAUGGACCCACUGACUAUCAGGUCAACAUACAGAUCAUAGAGAGUGACAAACGCAUUACACUGGGCCAGAACGACACAGGCUUCAGCUGUGACGGCACAGCAAACACAUUCAGAGUGAUGUUCAAAGAGCCUGUGGAAAUCCUGCCCAAUGUCAGCUACACUGCAUGCGCCACCUUAAAGGGCUCAGACUCGCAUUAUGGCACAAAGGGGUUGAAGAAAGUGACCCAGGAAUCAGCAACGGGGACCAAGACGACGUUUUUGUUUUUCAGCUCACCUGGAAAUAACAAUGGUACAUCUGUGGAGGAUGGACAGAUCCCAGAGAUCAUCUACUACACCUAGACUUAACACAGUGUCAUGCAGGUACACUGAACCAGCAAGACCUCAGACUGCUGGGAAGACUGGAUUGCAAGAGAUAUACGUAGUGCCUCAUGAUCCCUUGGAAUCAAGAGAGUGUGUAUGUGUGUGUGUGUGUGUGUGUGCGUGUGCGUGCGCUGUAUGUGCAUAUCUGUCUAUACAAUAGGGGUGUACAGACAUGAUCAGGAAUGUGUAGACAGUCAGAGUUGUGGGAAAAUAACAGCUCUGGUGUGAGAAAACACUUUUUGAGCAUAAACUGUAUCAUCAGUUUUAAAUUAUCUGAAUUCUGAUGUUCUGUCUGUGUGUUGUUAUUAGUAAGCUGCCAGUGCAGGAGUUUAUCCUGCAUGAGUGAAACUACAGAGACAGCUACCAUUCGUUGUUUGAUGCCAUUUCAUUUUGUUAUGUUUGUCAGUUUUUGCCGAUGCAUUUAUCGAAAGUAUAAUAUUUGCAUAUUUUAUACUGUGCACUGUUAUCAUUUAUUGAGCAGGUGUUUCAAGUACUUUGUUUUUGCACUGGGUUAAGGAUCCAUGUGUGUUGUGUAACUUUGCCAGUGGUACAUGCUGUAUUUUCUGACUUCAUGUUUGCUUAGCACUUAAUAUGUACACAAAAAAUAAAACAAAAAAAAUCAAUGAAAAAAAAAA